This is a messenger RNA of Aspergillus costaricaensis CBS 115574, 1744 nucleotides long. Its product is annotated as NCBP3 domain-containing protein. Gene Ontology annotation, cellular component: cytosol; nucleus. NCBI's taxonomy places the organism in Eukaryota, Fungi, Ascomycota, Eurotiomycetes, Eurotiales, Aspergillaceae. The coding region runs from base 117 to 1544 and encodes 475 amino acids. The transcript is spliced from 2 exons. The record is from RefSeq and is a predicted model, not a curated record. Gene Ontology annotation, molecular function: mRNA binding; RNA 7-methylguanosine cap binding.
CUCUUCUUCUCUGGUUCAUUGCCAUCGAGCUUUGAUAAAGCUACUUGACUUUACUUCUCAUUUUGCUUUGGCAUAACAUCCAAUACCCGCAUCUUCCGACUGAGUCUCCUCCCUCAAUGGAGGUAGCCAGCGCGCAACAACCCUCUCUUCAACUAGACGCCUCCAACACUGCCCCAGUCGCUGACACAAUGGACGCCUCCAUGGAUAUCGACAUGGACAUUGACCUUGGUCCCCUUCCGGAAGCAGAGCCAAUUGAGACUGAACAAACCCUCGUGGCAACGACAGCUGCUCAAGAUGAAUACGUCGACCCUCUUAAUGAGGAGGCACAGUACGAAAAGGUUCAUAUACGCGGUGUAGACGAGUUGACAACGGAUAACAUCAAACAAUUUGCUGUCGAACACUUCACCCUGGAGGAGCCAAGUCGCGUUGAAUGGAUUGAUGACACAUCGGCGAACCUCCUAUACUCUUCGCCGGAGGUUGGUCUCCAAGCUCUGUCAGCCUUUACGCAGGUUAGCGAGGAGGAGGAUGCAUCUGCGUUGCCUGCUCUACGGUUACGAUCCGCGAAACUUCUCUCUACGCACCCCGACUCUGUCCUCCAGGUUCGGUCAGCUGUCAAGGCAGAUCGCAAAAAGCCCCGCGCGCACGAAGCCAGUCGGUUUUACCUCAUGCACCCUGAACAUGAUCCUCGGGAACGCUUGCGACGAGAAUUCGCCGCCGACAGACGACGCUCGGGAGGUGGAGAUGUCAGUGACGGGGAUUACAGGCGAAGACGGUUUGAUGGUCGAGAACUGCAACGCCGGAGAGACCGCGAUGCAGACGAGAGCUUCAGUGCCAAUAUGUACGAUGACACGCCAACAAGCCGCGAUCGCUCGUCGGACCGCAGUCGCGAAAGGCGGGGAAGGCGAGGGGGGCGCGAUCUAUUUCCACAGGAAGAAGGACGACUGUCUGGUCGCCUUCGCGACCGUAGCGCGUCACCCGGUCGGGAUACAUUGAUGGAAGGCGGAUAUGCUGAGGAUGAUCGGCAGGAUCGCAGACGGUUCCGCGACCGGUCGCCACAGCUCGGUCGCCGCAAUGAAGGCAAGGAGCUUUUCCCGUCUUCAGGUGCGAAAACUAGCGAUGCGAAAGCGCGAGAGCUCUUUCCAACCAAAACUGCAAAGGAACUCUUCCCUCAAAAGGUUAGCAAUCAUCGCCGGUCAGACGCAAUCGAUGCUGCGGACGAGACCGCAGAUCUAUUCUCUCGAAGAAUCUCAGUGCCUCUUGUGGAUGGAAGCCAUGAUCAACAACCUGCGCGCCGGAAGCGGGACAUCGAGCUGUUCCCCGAGGCGACCGAGACAAGCGGUCUUAACAUCCGCGGGGCAGCAAGGCAGGAUCAGGGGAUGUCGAUUCGUGGUGCGGCAAAUGGCAUAUCAAUCAAAGGACGGGGAUCGUCUGUACGUGAACUGUUCCCUUCGAAGUACGGUUCGAAUGCCGGCAAGGAGCUGUUCUCCGAUAAGAUUGAGGGGCGAGGAGGGCCACGACGCAGGGCGGAGGACAUGUUUAGCUGAGGCCUAGAAUUUUAUUUUGGGUCAGACCUUUGGCGAGCAACAUGUCAAGUCGCUAUGUGCAUGUUUGCCUGACUGGUUUCUCUUUGGUUGUCAUUCUGCUUUUGCUGGGAUGGUGGUGUGAAAAGAUACCAAUAUUUCCUUCUAUAUAUAUUUUAUACUUUUGUACUUCAGCCUAUGAAUGAGAACAUCUUAACUCCGAC